CUGCUUUUUUGUCCUUAGCCAAUCACAUGCCUGAAGAACUGAAUUACUAACACAAGAGAAGAUCAUUGAAUAUGAGAGAAACAUGAAGAUCAUCUGGACUUUCACUCUGCUGAUGAUUCCUGGUGUCGUGAGUUCCAUAAGUGUGACAGGAUAUUCAGGCAGAGAAAUCAUCAUCACAUGUAAAUAUGAUAGAGAAUAUACAGCAAAUGAAAAGUAUUUUUGUAAAGGUCAGUGGAGUACGAUUUGCUCUGACCUCAUCAAGACUGAAGAGAAAAAUAAAGCAGCUCAUUCUGGAAGAUUCUCUCUGUAUGACGACACAAGAGCAGCAGUUUUCACUGUGACCAUCAGAGAUCUGAGUGAACAGGAUUCUGGGACGUACCAGUGUGGAGUUGAUAAAUCUGGACAACUAGAUUCCUACACUGAAGUGAAUCUGAACAUUAUAACAGAGACAAACAAUCAUGGAACACAAUCACCAUCAUCAUCAUCUUUCUCAUCAGGCUCUUCUCUGAUCAUCAGUGUGUCUGUGCUUCUGCUUCUGAUCAUCACUGUGAUUCUGUUAGUGAUCGUGACUCUCUGGAGACGCUGAUUCUGCAUCCAAACGUUCUCAUGCGACAAGUAGAAACAGUAAUGCUGCUUCUCACACUGGGGAGAUGAAAGGCACUGACAAACAAUUACCCACAAACCCCUUUGACACGUCUGAACACACUGGUGACUCUCAGAUCUUGAUCACAUCUGCUGAUGAUCUGAAUUACACCGUGGUGAAUUUCCAGAAGAAAGCAGACUGUCCUGACAGUGUCAGUUUGAGGAAUAAUCAGGAUUAUAUUGAAUACGCUGCUGUCAAUCAUCACACUGCCUGACGAGCCACAGCAGAGAAUGUGUGUCAUAAACUGAAGGCCCCGGCGUCAAAUGACACUUGUACUGUUUAAACAGAUCACAUUUA
Molecule: messenger RNA, 940 nt
Organism: Labeo rohita (rohu)
Lineage: Eukaryota; Metazoa; Chordata; Actinopteri; Cypriniformes; Cyprinidae
Product: CMRF35-like molecule 8
Exons: 6
Coding region: 83-586 (167 amino acids)
Source: RefSeq, a predicted model, not a curated record